CGGACGUUUCGGGGCGAAGUGACGAGAGGUGGAUCUUUCGCGUAAAUGAGAGCUUUCGCCCGCGGGGGCCGGUCAGUUGAGAAGCGAUCGCCAUGUUGUGGACAGCGAGCCUCUGCCUCCUGUGGGCCUCGUCCGUCCUCGGGGCCCCGGUGAACAAAGAGAAACAGAAGGUGCUGCUGAUCUCCUUCGACGGCUUCCGGUGGGAUUACGACCGCGACGUGGACACGCCGAACCUCGACAAAAUGGCAGAGGAUGGGGUGAAGGCCCUGUAUGUCACGCCGCCGUACCUCACCAUCACCAGUCCGACACACUUCACCCUCUUGACAGGCCGCUACAUUGAGAAUCACGGAGUGAUCCACAACAUGUGGUUCAACACAACCACCCAGGAGAAGAAGUCUUACUAUCAGAGUCAGUUUGUGAAUGAGUGGUGGGACAAUGGCACUCUGCCUAUCUGGAUCACAGCACAGAGACAGGGCCUAAAAGCUGGCUCUCUUCACUUCCCUGGCACGGCUUCCACUUACCAGGGAGAGGCUGCUAUGACUCGAGAAGUGGAGCCGAGUCUCUACAACUACAAGAAUGAGACCGCUUGGAGAGAGAACGUAGACAAGGUGAUGAGCUGGUUCAGAGACCAGGACCUGGACUUUGUGUCCCUGUACUUCGGCGAGCCGGACGGCACGGGCCACAAGUACGGCCCGGACUCGCCGGAGCGCAGAGAGAUGGUCAAACAGGUGGACCGGACGGUGGGCUACAUCCGGAGCUCAGCCGAGUGGCACGGGCUGACCGACCGCCUGAACAUGAUCAUCACGGCAGACCACGGCAUGACCACGGUGUACCGGAACGGACUGGCGAAAGAAAUCACCCUGUCCGAGAUCCCGGGCUUCUCCUUCAAAGACGUGUCCUUUCACCUGGUGGACUACGGACCCUCUGGGAUGCUGCUGCCCAAACCGGGCAAGCUGGACACGGUUUACAACGCCCUGAAGGGGGCUCACCCACACCUCCACGUAUACAAGAAGGAAGAGAUGCCGGAGCGCCUCCACUUCGCCAAAAGCAAUCGCAUUCUCCCCAUCGUUUUAUGGGCCGACACUGGAUAUGUCAUCAACGGGUAUUUCCCUGUUCAGUUCAACAAAGGAGAGCACGGCUUCGACAACGUGGAGAUGGACAUGAAGCCUUUCUUCAGGGCAGUGGGUCCGGUGUUUCGCAAGAACCUGGAGGUGGGCCCCUUUGAGACGGUGAACAUCUACCCCUUGAUGUGCCACAUCCUGGGCAUCCAGCCGGAGGUCAACGACGGCCACCUGAACAACACCGAACACAUGCUGGUUACUAGCUUUAACACUAAGGGUACUGGCGUCGAUUACCUGCGUAAUGUCUUCACCGGACUGGCUGCGGUAGCUGUGUUUCUUGCUAUAGUUGCUGUAGCAAUGGUUUCCCACAAAGUGUUGAAGAGCAGACGCACGAAUAAAAGAUCAAGAAGUUUGAAAUAUAUUCAAGAAACGGAAGAAAGAAUGCAAUCUGCUCUGUGAUCAUCAGACCAAAAAUAAAAAACUGAGAACUAGCGUCCCGCGGACGGCACCUCAGGACUCCGUGUCAAAAAAAACUGCACUCCAUGCUAAAGUAAUUAUUUAUAGUUAUCCAUAGAGUAUACAAAUGCACAAAAGGCAAAACAGAAUGAAAUGUGUAGAGCAACUUAGCCGAGGAACAUGUGUUUCUCUUUUCUUGAAUGUUUGGACUGUGUGAAUAAAUAAGGUGUAUGUGUAUAUUUUUCCUAAAUAUGCCAUGAUUUAAAGUUUGAAUCAAUAAAAAGUUUCAUGUUGUGUCAUAAGUUA
Messenger RNA from Mugil cephalus (flathead mullet), 1823 nucleotides. Its product is annotated as ectonucleotide pyrophosphatase/phosphodiesterase family member 7-like. The record is from RefSeq and is a predicted model, not a curated record. NCBI's taxonomy places the organism in Eukaryota, Metazoa, Chordata, Actinopteri, Mugiliformes, Mugilidae. The coding region runs from base 93 to 1520 and encodes 475 amino acids. The transcript is spliced from 6 exons.